ACCACCCUUUGUCUCUAAGAAAGAGAGAAACCACAGUCCAUAACAGUAUAAAAAACUGAAGAAAGAAAACAAAGAAGGAAGUGAUGGGAAACGCCAUGGGAAGGAGCAAAAAAGCAAAGGUGAUGAAAAUAGACGGUGAAACGUUCAAGCUGAAGACUCCUGCUAGAGCACACGACGUCGUCAAGGACCAUCCUGGCCACGUUCUCCUGGAUUCACAAUCAGUGAAGCACUUCGGGCUUCGGGCCAGGCCGCUGGAAUCGCACCACGAGCUCAGGCCCAAGAAAAUCUACUUCUUGGUGGAGCUACCCAAGGCGGCUCAGCCCAAACCACCGCCGCUACCGAGGAGGGCGCAAUCAAGUGGUUUGCGUAGCAUGAAUGGCAUGAGCGCUAAGGAGAGGCUCGACUUUCUCAUGCUGUCAAAGCGCAGCGUUUCGGACCUCUCCUCGGCGAAGAGAGCCUCAUCUAGUGGGCCCGCCGGCCUGAAUGGGUCGGUGAGCAUCAAAAUGAGGCUGCCCAAGGCUCAGUGGAAAAAGCUCAACGAGGAGAGUAACGACGGAGAUGAAGUGGCGGAAAAGAUCUUGAGUUUGUAUAUGGGGAGCCAAGCCACCGUGGAAGGUGGUGGAACAGUGGAGGACCACCACAGAGAGCUUCACAACGAUCACACGCCGCAAAGGAAACGAGUGAGUUUCUACCCGGUGGAGCAAGAAGAAAUUCGAGAAGAAGCAACUUAAUAUUAGUGCAUGUUUGAUUAUUUUAGUUCAUUGUAAUUUUUCAAGCGUGUUCAAACAAAUACUUAGUCACUUGUGAAUAGCAGUCCUUCCUUGUAGUCCUUUAAGCCGGAACAAGCCUUAGCACAACACUAGGAUGUUGGGUGCUUCUGAAGCAAGUUAAUUAAUUUUGUCCUAUACAUUUGAAUAGUUGUAGUGCUCAGAUUUGGUUUGACAUUUA
Lotus japonicus is the source of this 948-nucleotide messenger RNA. RefSeq lists its product as uncharacterized. The record is from RefSeq and is a predicted model, not a curated record. NCBI's taxonomy places the organism in Eukaryota, Viridiplantae, Streptophyta, Magnoliopsida, Fabales, Fabaceae. The coding region runs from base 84 to 731 and encodes 215 amino acids. The transcript has 2 exons.